AUGUACAUGACAUGGAGGUACAGGAAAGCGCAUAUUAUUUUAAACAAUGUAAGGAAGGGAGGGAAAGAGCUACCGAAUAGGGAAGAUAAAGUGAUGCCUAAAAAAGAUGAUAAAAGGGCACCUACAUGGGAACAGAUAAAGUCAUCAAAGAAGGAGGGGAAAAUGGAACCUAGAUGGGAAGAGGAAAUGGCACCUAGAUGGGAAGAGAAAAUGACACCUAGAUGGGAAGAGAAAAUGACACCUAGAUGGGAAGAGAAAAUGACACCUAGAUGGGAAGAGAAAAUGACACCUAGAUGGGAAGAGAAAAUGGCACCUAGAUGGGAAGAGGAAAUGGCACAUAGAUGGGAAGAGAAAACGACACCUAGAUGGGAAGAGGAAAUGGCACCUAGAUGGGAAGAGAAAAUGGCACAUAGAUGGGAAGAGAAAAUGACACCUAGAUGGGAAGAGAACUUCGAUCCUAUCAAAGACAAUUAUUAUCAUAAGAGAAGAUAA
Molecule: messenger RNA, 492 nt
Organism: Plasmodium inui San Antonio 1
Lineage: Eukaryota; Apicomplexa; Aconoidasida; Haemosporida; Plasmodiidae
Exons: 1
Coding region: 1-492 (163 amino acids)
Source: RefSeq, a predicted model, not a curated record